Aspergillus steynii IBT 23096 is the source of this 1133-nucleotide messenger RNA. Its product is annotated as terpenoid synthase. The transcript has 3 exons. Gene Ontology annotation, molecular function: prenyltransferase activity. The record is from RefSeq and is a predicted model, not a curated record. NCBI's taxonomy places the organism in Eukaryota, Fungi, Ascomycota, Eurotiomycetes, Eurotiales, Aspergillaceae. Gene Ontology annotation, biological process: isoprenoid biosynthetic process. Bases 1 to 999 code for a protein of 332 amino acids.
AUGGAGCCUCAGAUUGCAACGUCUGUACCUCUUCCUUGGUUGGCUACCAUCGGGAUGGUCCCCUUGUUUUUCCUCGUUCUCAUGGACCGCCUGCCCCCCAUCUGGCCGACAUCCAAGAAAGCAUCGAUGAUUGGCCAGAAACAGCCCGAGAAUGUCACAGCGAUUGAAUGUCCGUAUACUUAUAUUCGGCAGAUAUACGGAAAACAUCAUUGGGCUCCAUUUGUGCAUAAACUUUCCCCGUCCUUGAAGAAUGACGACCCGGCAAAGUAUCGAAUGGUUCUGGAGAUCAUGGAUGCCAUCCACCUGUGCUUGAUGCUGGUUGAUGAUAUUUCUGACAAUAGCGACUAUCGGAAAGGCAAGCUGGCAGCCCACAAGAUUUAUGGUCUGUCGGAGACUGCAAAUCGUGCCUAUUAUCGAGUGACCCAGAUCCUCAACGAAACAGUCCAACGAUUUCCGAGAUUGGCCCCGUUUCUGAUGCAAAACUUGGAAGAAAUUCUCCAGGGACAGGAUCUCUCCUUGGUCUGGCGAAGGGACGGACUCAGUAGUUUACCGACGCAAGCGGACGAGCGAGCCGCGGCGUAUCGGAGAAUGGCUUCGUUGAAAACCGGUGCUUUAUUUCGACUCCUUGGCCAGAUAGUCCUGGAGAAUAAAUCUGCCGAUCAGACCUUAACCACUGUUGCGUGGUGCUCCCAGCUUCAGAACGACUGUAAAAACGUCUUUUCGUCGGAAUAUGCCAAAUCAAAAGGAUCUCUUGCGGAAGACCUGAGAAACAGGGAGCUUUCGUAUCCGAUCAUCUUAGCUCUGGAAGCCCCUGAGGGGGGCUGGGUAGCCAAAGCACUGGAGUCUGGAUCGCCACGCAACAUCCGAAAGGCGUUGCAGGUAAUCCAGAGUGAACGUGUACGAGAUGCGUGCCUCGCGGAAUUGAAAACAUGCGGCGCAUCAGUGCAGGAAUGGCUUUCAGUUUGGGGGAGGGACGAAAAAAUGAAUCUGAAAAGCUGAGGUUCUGGCCCUGUUCAUCUAUCUAUGGAUAGCUUGGCGAUGCUUGAGCUCUUUUAUAGACCGGGGCGCAGUUCCUCAGAUGAAAAAAAGAGUGUGAUUGAAGUCGAUUUCUGGCCAAUUUGGGGGAGUGUCUG